AUGGACUUUCAAAAUCAGACCACAGUCACGGAAUUUGUCCUGACCGCCUUCCCUGUUCUCCAGAAGCUUCAAAGUUUCCUAUUUGUGGUGCUGCUAUUUACUUACAUGCUUACUCUGUCAGGAAAUACUGUGAUCAUUUCCCUCAUAUGGACGGACAAUCGUUUCCAAACCCCGAUGUACUUCUUCCUCAGUAAUCUGUCAGUUUUGGACAUAUUAUAUACCACUUCCGUGACUCCAAAGCUGUUAGCCUGUCUCCUAGAAGAGAGGAAGACCAUAUCCUUAGCUGGCUGCAUCACCCAAACCUACUUCUUUUUCUUCCUGGGAACAGUGGAGUUCAUCCUCUUGGCUGUCAUGUCCUUCGAUCGCUAUGUGGCCAUCUGUAACCCCCUGCGCUACAGCAGCAUCAUGAACGGUAGAGUCUGCCUCCAGCUGGUCCUGGGCUGCUGGGUGGGUGCCUUCCUGUCAGUGCUGUGCCCAACUAUUGUGGUGUCCAGAUUACCUUUCUGCUACAAAGAAAUCAGUCACUUCUUUUGUGAUAUCGCUCCUCUGCUGCAGGUGGCCUGUAUUGAUACUCAUUUCCUUGAGAUGAUAAACUUCCUUUUAUCUUCCCUUAUCCUCCUGACCUCUCUAGUGUUCACCAUUGUGUCUUACACCUACAUUAUCUCGACCAUAUUGCGCAUCCCCUCAGCCCAAGGACGUCAAAAGGCUUUUUCUACCUGUGCUUCGCACAUCACUGUGGUUUCCAUUUCCUAUGGAAGCAAUAUCUUCAUGUAUGUGAGGCCCACUCAGAGCCAUUCGCUAAACUUUGACAAGGUAGCUGCUGUCCUUACCACAAUGGUGACCCCUCUUCUGAAUCCUUUCAUUUAUAGCUUGAGGAAUGAAAAGGUAAAAGAAGUAUUGAGAGAAGCAAUGAGUAGAAUUAUGACCUUAUUGCCCAAGAGAACUUGA
Echinops telfairi (small Madagascar hedgehog) is the source of this 948-nucleotide messenger RNA. RefSeq names its product olfactory receptor 6M1. Gene Ontology annotation, cellular component: membrane. Gene Ontology annotation, molecular function: olfactory receptor activity; G protein-coupled receptor activity. The transcript has a single exon. NCBI's taxonomy places the organism in Eukaryota, Metazoa, Chordata, Mammalia, Afrosoricida, Tenrecidae. Gene Ontology annotation, biological process: G protein-coupled receptor signaling pathway. The record is from RefSeq and is a predicted model, not a curated record. Bases 1 to 948 code for a protein of 315 amino acids.